AUCUCAACUCUUCCCUUUCUUCUUGUGAAAAGCUUUGUUGCCAAAGUGAAAUGGAACUGACAAUAUAACUUCUGGUCCCUUUUGCUAAAAAUCAAACUCAAAGAUGGAGCUUUCUCUUGCUUUCUUGGCUGCAUGCCUUCCAACAAUAUCAAUACUUGUGCUAGUUUCGGUUGCCAUCAAAAGCUUCGGAUGCCAUAGAAUUCUGUCCAGGAAAGCGAAGAAGAGAUACCAUCCGAUCGCCGGAACCAUAUUCCAAAAGUUCCUAAACUUCAAGAGAUUGCACGAUUAUCUCACGGAUGUAUCUCGCAAGUACAAGACCUUCAGACUGUAUGCUCCUUUUCACAAUCUGAUUUACACCACUGAUCCUGCAAUCGUGGAGCACAUCUUAAAGACCAACUUCAAAAAUUACGGCAAGGGACAAAUAAAUUAUGAAAAUCUGAAAGAAUUAUUUGGAGAUGGAAUCUUCAGAGUAGAUGGUGAAAAAUGGCAUCAUCAGAGAAAAUUAGCUACUUCUGAGUUCUCUACAAGAGCUUUGAGGAACUAUAAUAGCAGUGUUUUCAAAACAAAUGCAGCAAAACUUGCCCAUAUGAUUUCUGAGAAAGCCAGAUCCAAUGUGGCAAUGGAUAUUCAGGAACUAUUUAUGAGUUCCACAAUGGACUCAAUAUUUAAAGUUGGGUUCGGAUUCGACCUAAAGAACUUGGAUGGGUCUGUUGAUGGAGUUAAAUUUACCAAGGCUUUUGAUAACCUAAGUGUCUACACCAUAAGACGGUAUGUUGAUCCUUUCUGGAAAAUUAAAAGGCUUUUCAACAUUGGCUGUGAGGCGAAAUUCAAGGAAGACAUCAAAGUUCUUAAUGACUUCAUCUACAACUUGAUUCGUGCUAAGAAUGAGCAAAUAAACUCUGGGAAAAAUAAUUUGGAAAAGAAAGAAGACAUUCUGUCAAGAUUGAUGACAGAAAUGGAGAAAGACCCAGAAAAUAUAACUUUUGAGUAUUUGAGAGACAUCACACUCAACUUUGUUAUAGCUGGCAAAGACACCACAGCAGGAACGCUGUCUUGGUUCUUAUAUUUGCUUUGUAAACAUUCCGCUGUGCAAGAAAAAAUAUUCCAAGAAGUGAAACAAGCAACCCAAGCAAAGAAAGACAUUAGUAUCAAUGAGUUCAUGGAGAAAAUAACUGAAGAAGCUCUUGAUAAAAUGAAGUACCUUCAUGCUGCAUUAUCCGAAACUCUAAGAUUGUUCCCAGCAGUUCCAUUGGAGGUGAAGAGCUGCUUCUCCGAUGACACUUUACCUGAUGGAUUUAAUGUUAAUAAAGGAGAUGUUGUGUUCUACAUGCCUUACGCCAUGGGCAGGAUGGAAGAGCUUUGGGGUAAUGAUGCUGAAAAUUUCCAGCCAGAGAGAUGGAUAGAUGAUGAUGGUUCAAUUCGCAAUGAAAGUCCUUUCAAGUUUACAGCAUUCCAGGCUGGACCUCGUAUCUGCUUGGGAAAGGACUUUGCAUAUGUACAGAUGAAGAUCUUCGCAGCAGUCCUACUCCAUUUCUUCAAAUUUAGGCUUAGCUGCCAGCGUGAUGAUGUUCGUUAUAAAACUAUGAUAACUCUUCACAUAGAUCAAGGACUACAUGUUCAUACUGAUCUUAGAUGAUGGUGGCAUGACUGGGCGUUUUCUCUCGCACCAAAAAAUCUCAUACUCGAAGCUUAACAAUCAAAAAAUAAAAAUACCAAUUAAUUAUGUUGGUGAUUUGUGCAAAACAAAAACAUAUGACUGUACCUUAGCUUUGAUUGGAAAAAAAGCAAAAAAAACGGAAACAAAAUGAAAUCCAAAUAAAGUGUAGUUGUAUUAUUUAUUAUUGGCUGGUUUAGGCUUUUUAAUUUCUAGUGGGCACUUGUA
This is a messenger RNA of Phalaenopsis equestris, 1882 nucleotides long. Its product is annotated as cytochrome P450 704C1-like. The transcript is spliced from 6 exons. Gene Ontology annotation, molecular function: oxidoreductase activity, acting on paired donors, with incorporation or reduction of molecular oxygen; heme binding; iron ion binding. The coding region runs from base 104 to 1636 and encodes 510 amino acids. Lineage: Eukaryota; Viridiplantae; Streptophyta; Magnoliopsida; Asparagales; Orchidaceae. The record is from RefSeq and is a predicted model, not a curated record.